GCUCCAGAUACCCUUCCCGCAGCAGCAUGGCCCGUCCGGUACAGCUAACGCCGGACUCGCUGGCGCUGGUGCUGUGUCGGCUGGACGCGGGGGAGGCGGCGGGAGCCGCGGCGGAGCCCGGUGGGCGUUCGGUGUUCCGCGCUUUCCGUCGCGCCAAUGCCCGCUGCUUCUGGAACGUGCGGCUGGCGCGCGCCGCCUCGCGGCUGGCCUACCAGGGCUGGCUGCGGCGCGGCGUGCUGCUAGUGCACGCGCCCCACACCUGCCUGCAGGUGCUGCGCGACGCCUGGCGGCUCCGCGCGCUGCGUCCCCCGCGCGGCUUCCGCAUCAGCGCAGUGGGUGAUGUUUUUCCAGUGCAAAUGAACUCCAUAGAACAAUCUCAGUUUGUGCCCUUGGCUGAAGUUGUUUGCUGUGCUAUAUCUGAUAUGAAUGCAGCUCAGAUUGUAGUAACACAGGAAUCACUUUUGGAGCAUUUGAUGAAGCAUUAUCCAGGAAUUGCAGUUCCCCCCCAGGAUAUUCUGUACACCACUCUAGGAGCUCUAAUUAAAGAAAGGAAGAUUUAUCACACCGGAGAAGGAUACUUCAUAGUUACACCUCAGACUUACUUCAUCACAAACACAGGUUACCAGGAAAAUAAGAGAACACUUCUGUCAGAAGACAGCUUGGUGCCUACUUCUGUGACCUAUCUGGUGAACAUGGAGAGCUGUGCAGGGUUGGCAAAGGAUAAGGCUGCCCCCAUUUCCCAUUGUCCUUCUUGCCGGUGUUUUUCUGACAUGGGCGUUCAAGACACUGAAGAUGCAACAAGUGCUGCAGAAGUGACUAGAAAAGGCCAGAAAAGUCUAGGGGAAUCUGUACCUUUGGUUCAGAACCAGGCAGUUUCAGCAUCUCAAGAUACUCCUAUCUGUGAGAGCUCCAAACCUUUACCAUACACAAAAGACAAAGAAAAAGGCAAAAAGUUUGGCUUUAGUCUCUUAUGGCGCAGUAUAUCCAGGAAGGAGAAACCCAAAAUAGAGCACAGCAGCUUCUCAGCACAGUUCCCUCCUGAAGAAUGGCCUGUCCGGGAUGAAGAUAACUUGGACAACCUUCCCCGAGAUGUUGAACAUGAGAUAAUCAAAAGAAUUAACCCUGUGCUGACUGUUGACAACUUAAUCAAACAUACCUUCUUAAUGCAAAAACAUGAAGAACAGAAAAAAUAUAAUAGCCAGGGCACUUCCACUGAUAGACUGACAGCCAGGCCUAAAUGUCCUUCAAAAAAGGGAGUUACAAGAAGGCAGGGUCGGUCAGCAAAGCCUCGUAGGCAGGGCCAUUCUCGUAGAGACAGACUCAAAGCCCGGAACCAGGGAAGCAUUAGACAGGAGAAGCACCCCAGGUAUCCUGCUGCCCAGCCCAACCAUAGGAUUCAAAGUCUCAAUGAAGGAGAAGUUCAGAAACUGACUGGUGAGAAUGCAGCUGUGCUAGGUUCCCACUUGAUUUACAAAAAGCGAAUCAGUAAUCCUUUCCAAGGCUUGUCUCUUCGAGGGAGCCCAGUAACCACAGGGCACAGCAUUCAGAAGACCAGUGAUGUGAAACCUAGCCAGAUUGAACCAGAGGAAAAGCCUUUCCAAAGGACAGAGUCUUCCUGUCCUUCCUGUCCUGAUCCCUCAGGAAUAUUUGAUCGCAAAGUCCAGCAGCCAUUUCCUCAACAGUGCUAUGGUAAACCAAAAGCAGAAUCCAUUUAUAUGACUGACUCUACAGUCCAGCCUGCUGGUGAUGACUUCAGAGGUGGUCUCUUAAAUUACCCUCAAGGUGGUGCUUCACAAAAUGACAGUCAUUGCUGUUCCACUAGAGAGAGCAUGUUGAUAUGUGAUGUCUCUAGUGGAGAAAAUAAGGAAAUCCCUGAAGUCUUGAGGAAAAGCCACUUGGACAAAUUAGGGGAGGCCAAGGAAACACAGCAUAUUCUCCCAUCACAAGGUUCCUCUUUAGACCUGACAUCCUCUGCUUGUAGAUUAAUUGACAAAACAACACACCAAUUUCAAAACCUUAGCCUCUUAGAUUACUCAGUUGGUCACAGCCAUUUGAGACAGGAUGGAGACUCAGAAGAACUAGUGAGAAAGGCAUUUGUCCCAGAGGCAGAGACUGUGAGUCUAGAAAAUGAAGGGCUUUCUGAUGAUGAUCAUGACUUCUACCCUGAUGAAGUGGAGGAUGAUGAUGGGGCCUGCAGUUCAUUGUAUCUAGAGGAUGAUGACUUUUCUGAGAAUGACAACUUGUAUCAAAUGCUUUCUGGACAUACUAAGUAUUCCUUUGCACGUGGAAGCAAGUGGAAUCAUUUAGGAAAGCCAAAAAUGACUGAGAGACCUUUGACUGAGUAUAGUAGCAAAAUGGGUAGGAUUGAGCCGGAGGUGCUUAAAAGAAACGAAUGUUACAAACCCACUGGGUUGUUUACAAACCCAGGGGAAAGCCCCAAUCUUAAUCUCUCUGAUGAAAGCUGUGUCCUAAAAUUUGGGUCCCAGAUUAAUUUUAACUAUGAAGAUGACCCUAACAUUGCUAAAUGUGUACGGUCCUCAGCACCUGUAGAUAGUUUAUUUGAUUACUACAGUGCAAGGAAAACUAGUUCUGACACUGAAACCCUACAAGACUCUGUUGCUGACACCAGAAAGAAACCAGUUAGCUGGAGUCAGAAUCCGGAAUUGAGAAAACAUUUCACACAAAAGUUAGAACUUUUCAAUAUGCCAGAAUUGGCUCGGGAUAUUCAGCAUGAACAUAAUCACUUGGAAGGCACAGAAAACCACAGCAUGGCAGGAGAUAGUGGAAUAGAUUCUCCACGGACACAAAGCCUGACAUCUAAUACUUCAGUCAGUUUGGAUGAAUUUAAAAGACGACAGAAUUUUCAGAAGAAACUUGAAGGCACAAAGAACAGUCAGACACUCACAUGUAAUUCCCUACUACAACUAACUCCAGUCAUAAAUGUCUAAUUAUAUUUUGGAAACUUUUUCUAAUAAUGUACAGCAUUACUGUGGAGCCCUUGAUUAAACGAAUAUAUAAGAAUCCUCUAAAGCCAAUCAUAUAUGCUAUUCAUGUUAUUACAUUCUAAUUACUGGCUUUUCUCAUUUUUGAUGUUUUAAAUCUUUUUGAUAUUUUACUAGGAAUUUAUGAAGAGUAUGAAGAUUGUUUGCAAUAAAAAUAACCUGGAUCCAUUGGUGUU
Messenger RNA from Perognathus longimembris pacificus (Pacific pocket mouse), 3178 nucleotides. RefSeq names its product storkhead box 1 (gene Stox1). NCBI's taxonomy places the organism in Eukaryota, Metazoa, Chordata, Mammalia, Rodentia, Heteromyidae. Gene Ontology annotation, cellular component: nucleus; cytoplasm. The transcript is spliced from 4 exons. Gene Ontology annotation, molecular function: RNA polymerase II transcription regulatory region sequence-specific DNA binding; DNA-binding transcription activator activity, RNA polymerase II-specific. The record is from RefSeq and is a predicted model, not a curated record. The coding region runs from base 27 to 2948 and encodes 973 amino acids. Gene Ontology annotation, biological process: positive regulation of transcription by RNA polymerase II.